Electrophorus electricus (electric eel) is the source of this 4415-nucleotide messenger RNA. RefSeq names its product nuclear export mediator factor (gene nemf). Gene Ontology annotation, biological process: rescue of stalled cytosolic ribosome; ribosome-associated ubiquitin-dependent protein catabolic process. The record is from RefSeq and is a predicted model, not a curated record. Lineage: Eukaryota; Metazoa; Chordata; Actinopteri; Gymnotiformes; Gymnotidae. Gene Ontology annotation, molecular function: ribosomal large subunit binding; tRNA binding. Gene Ontology annotation, cellular component: RQC complex.
GCAGACGGGCUGUACUGCUUGCGGCUGUCACAGUUAUCAGCGUUCAUUAUCCUAGCUAGCUCAAUGAAAAGUUUAAUUUGUCCUACUUGAUAGCACGAUGAAAAGUAGAUUUAACACAGUGGAUAUUAGGGCAGUAAUUGCCGAGCUCAAUGCCACCUAUAUCGGUAUGCGAGUGAACAAUGUCUAUGACAUCGACAACAAGACAUAUCUCAUUCGACUCCAAAAGCCUGACAGCAAAGCUGUUUUAUUGAUUGAAUCUGGCAUACGGAUUCACUCCACAGAGUUUGAAUGGCCCAAAAAUAUCAUGCCAUCUGGUUUUGCGAUGAAAUGCCGAAAGCACCUGAAAUCCCGGAGACUGGUAGAGGUGAAACAGCUUGGUGUAGACAGGAUUGUGGACCUACAGUUUGGAUCAGAAGAGGCUGCAUACCACCUUGUAGUUGAGUUGUAUGACAGGGGCAACAUAAUUCUGACUGACCAUGAGUAUACCAUACUGAACCUGCUGCGUUUUCGCACAGCUGAGGCAGAGGAUGUGAAAAUUGCAGUGAAAGAAAGAUACCCUUUAGAGAAUGCCAGGCCUCCUGAACCCCUCAUCAGCCUAGAGAGGCUCACAGAGAUCCUGUCCAAAGCCCAGAAUGGAGAGCAAGUGAAAAGAACUCUGAAUCCUCACCUCCCAUAUGGAGGCACUCUCAUUGAACACUGCCUUAUAGAAGUUGGUCUCCCUGGCCUCUUGAAAAUGGAUGAUCAGUUUAACAUCAUGCAAGCUGGCCCAAAGCUUCUGGAAGCUUUGCAGAUGGCAGAGAACUACAUGGAGAAAGCAGCACGCUUUAAUGGCAAGGGAUAUAUCAUUCAGAAAACUGAAAAGAAGCCAAGUAUGACUCCAGACAAGCCACAUGAAGAGUUACUCACGUAUGAAGAAUUUCACCCGUUCCUUUUUGCCCAGCAUUCAAAAAGUCCAUAUGUUGAGUUUGAGUCUUUUGAUAAGGCAGUUGAUGAAUUUUUUUCUAAGAUGGAGAGUCAGAAGAUUGACAUGAAAGCUCUGCAGCAGGAGAAGCAAGCCUUAAAGAAGUUGGAGAAUGUCAAGAAGGACCAUGAGCAACGGCUGGAAGCACUGCACCAAGCACAAGAGCUGGACCGUUUGAAGGGGGAGCUGGUGGAGAUGAAUCUUCCCAUUGUGGACAGAGCUCUACAGGUAGUACGAAGUGCUCUUGCAAACCAGGUAGACUGGGCAGAGAUAGGUCUCAUCGUCAAGGAAGCUCAAGCUGCCGGAGAUCCAGUGGCUUGUGCUAUCAAAGAGCUGAGACUGCAGACAAAUCACAUCACAAUGCUCCUGAAGAACCCAUAUGUUGGUUCAGAGGAAGGAGAGGCAGAGGAGGCGGCUUCGGCAGAAAUUGCAGAGGAUGUUGAGAACCAAAAGGGGAAGAAGAGUAAGAACAAAGAGAAAGGACAGAAGGGAAAGGUCCAGAAAAACAAACCAAUACUGGUGGAUGUGGACCUCAGUUUGUCUGCUUAUGCCAAUGCAAAGAAGUAUUAUGACCAUAAGCGGAGUGCUGCCAAAAAGGAACAAAAAACGGUUGAAGCAGCGCACAAGGCCUUCAAGUCUGCUGAGAAAAAGACUAAACAGACUCUUAAAGAGGUCCAGACAGUGACAACAAUUCAGAAAGCAAGGAAAGUGUACUGGUUUGAGAAGUUCCUUUGGUUCAUCAGCUCAGAGAACUACCUCAUUAUUGCUGGCCGAGACCAGCAGCAGAAUGAGAUGAUUGUCAAGCGGUAUCUACGAGCAGGAGACCUCUAUGUCCAUGCUGAUCUCCAUGGAGCGACAAGUUGUGUCAUCAAAAAUCCCUCUGGUGAGCCCAUUCCUCCACGUACCCUCACAGAGGCUGGAACGAUGGCUGUGUGCUACAGUGCUGCCUGGGAGGCCAAGGUGAUCACCAGUGCAUGGUGGGUGCAUCAUAACCAGGUGUCCAAGACCGCUCCAACAGGAGAGUAUUUAACUACAGGAAGCUUCAUGAUUAGAGGAAAGAAGAACUUCUUACCCCCGUCAUAUCUCAUUUUGGGCUUUGGUUUUCUCUUCAAGGUCGAUGAGCAGUGUGUGUUCAGACAUCGUGGGGAAAGGAAGGUAAAAACUCUGGAGGAAGACAUGGAAGAUGUAACCUCCAGUACUGCAGAGCUUUUAGAAGAGGGAGAGGAGCUCUUGGGAGAAGACAGUGCAAACGAGGGAGAGGCAGAGCCAGAAGACAUAGAUGAGGACGACAGAAAGCAGAAAGGAGGAGAAGAGGAGGAUGAACUGAAAAAAGAGGCAGAAGUGGAGGAGUCAACGGGAGUCUUGGAGGUGUUAGGCGAGGCACUGUCUGAGGUAGAAAAGCAAAUGGAGGAAGAGGAUGAGGAGGAAGAGGAGGAGGAAGGACACGAAAGAGAAAAAUGUGCUGACGAACAGACAAAGAGUGAUGAGGAGAGCGCAGAAAUGAGUUUUCCAAAUACAACUAUCUCCCUCACUCACCUUCAGUCUAACAGGGGAAUCUCAAAUGCUGCUUUCAAGCAAGAAAUUUCAAAACAGGAUAACACAGAGCCACAAGGCAAAAAGUACAUGAGUGCCAAGCAGAGAAGGGAUAUGAAGAAGAAGCAAAAACCACGAAGCAAUGAGCAUCUUGAAGAACCAGAGGUCAAAAGAGAGGAGAACCAAGGUUGCUAUUCAGCCAGCCAGAGCUCUAAGAGUGGGGGAGCCUCUCAGCAUCCAUUGAAGAGAGGACAGAAGAAUAAACUGAAGAAAAUCAAGGACAAGUACAAAGACCAGGACGAGGAAGACCGCGAGCUGAUGAUGAAGCUGCUUGGUUCUGCAGGCUCCAGUAAGGAAGAGAAAGGCAAAAAGGGGAAGAAAGGGAAAGGAAGAGAUGAGCCAGUGAAGAGAGCUCCUCAGAAACCUGGCCAGAAACCCAGAAUGGCAGCAAACGAGGUACAGAAAGACCAGGAGCCUGAGAACAAAGGCAGCCCCGCAGGAGAUGACGCUGCUGAACAGGAUGACAAGGAAGCUGAUGACUUGGAGCAGGAGAAUGCUGGAGCAGAGGAGGGAGAAAAUCUUCUUGACUCUCUGACUGGUCAGCCUUACCUGGACGAUGUGCUGUUGUUUGCAGUCCCUGUGUGUGCACCCUACACAGCCCUCUCAAAUUACAAACACAAAGUAAAACUGACUCCAGGGACACAGAAAAAAGGAAAAGCUGCCCGUACUGCCGUGUUUAGCUUCAUGCGUGCCAAAGAAUCUAGUACCAGAGAGAAAGAUCUUUUCCGCAGCGUAAAGGACACAGACCUGUCAAGAAACAUGCCUGGCAAAGUGAAAGUCUCUGCUCCGAACCUUCUGGCAGCAAAAAAGAAAUGAACUUUUGGAAGUCUUUACAAUAUGGAUCUGAUCAGGGUGAAGAGACUUUGGCCAUUUGGCAACCUGUAAAUGCUUGCUUUUGGGGGGACUGGAUUUCAAGAGUGAUCAGGUGCUAGAACCUAGAUACAAUGCAACUGACCCAGAGUACUUUUCGGGUAGAGUACCACAGCCUUAAGAGACAUCUUAAGAGAGAAGCCUCAGAUUAAUAAUUUAAUUAAAACCAACAAAUACUUUAUUUGUCUUUCAGCUACAUAUGUCUGUUCAUAUCAAAGACGUGAAAAAUGUGCAUAGCAAUUUGAGUAGCUGAAAAAUUUGUUUUGAAGCAGAUUUCUGAUGAUAGCAAAUGUUCAGAUUUUAUGUGCUGAUCUAAAAUUUCACAAACGUCUUGUGUAUUUUUACAUUCAAAACAUUAGAAAUAUUAAUAGUUAAAGAAAAUAUUUUUACUUGUUUUACAUUCAAAUUAAACAUCCUAAAUAUUAAGAGAAAAUGAAUCAUACUAUUUACUUAAUAAGCAAAGAUUCUUGCAGAACAGCACAGCAGUAAUGAUUCGCACUUAGGUCUACUCCUUUUUAACCAAUAAAUCAGAUGGGAUAAUGUUUCUGUAAUUAAACCAAAAUAUAUACUCUCAAAUUCACAAAAAAAAAAAGAAAAGAAAGAAAAGGACAGCUAAAAUCCAGUAUAUAUACACACACACACCUCAUAAAACAUUUAAAUUUAAUUGUCUGUAUACAGUACAACCCCUAUUACCUAUCAAAACUGCAUGAUGAAACUGAUGUUAAUUGGUAACCAUUAAAAUGUUAAAAGCCCCUCUAGUCAUUUACAUUAAGUAAAUCCAGUGCUAUCUGUAAAACUGAUUUUAAUUUACUCCCUUGCAUGGCUUUUCUUUGCAAAAUACCAAAGCCAUUUAUCAGACAUGGCAUACCUAUUGUUUUGCAUAUUGAUGAAACAUGCCUCUGACUGAUCAGCAGUACCACUGAUUAUCCCACACUGACUGAGUCUAAUAAACAAAAGUGCCAGUGUGAAAGAACAAAUUACCUGUUCAUUU